Messenger RNA from Drosophila novamexicana, 1742 nucleotides. RefSeq names its product hydroxymethylglutaryl-CoA synthase 1. Gene Ontology annotation, biological process: acetyl-CoA metabolic process. The transcript has 2 exons. NCBI's taxonomy places the organism in Eukaryota, Metazoa, Arthropoda, Insecta, Diptera, Drosophilidae. The coding region runs from base 327 to 1721 and encodes 464 amino acids. The record is from RefSeq and is a predicted model, not a curated record. Gene Ontology annotation, molecular function: hydroxymethylglutaryl-CoA synthase activity.
GUCGUGUGUACACACUGCUCGGUCUCUAUGUAGGCGCCUACGCUACGUGCCUAAUUAUUAAAGUUUAGUUUAGUUAAUUCUAUUAUUUGGACCAAUUAAGGUGGCACUAGCGUACCAAAAUUUGUAAGUGAGUGUAAAUAAUUUUCGUUUAGUGCACACUGCUUAAGACAAAUUGAAGUAUCUCUGUUAUGAAGUUCUAACAGAAUUUGUGAUAACUACUUAGAAAUUAAAGCGUUCGUGUGGGCGUUUGUUAUUAAACAAUAGGAUCGCUCAGGUAUAACAGGACUCUCUCUAAGCCAAGGACCAACUAGAAUAUUAAUAAAGCCAUGUCACGAAAUUGGCCCGAAAAUGUUGGUAUACGCGCCAUUGAAGUGCUUUUUCCCUCGCAGUAUGUGGACCAAACGGAAUUGGAACAGUUCGAUGGCGCCUCUGCGGGCAAAUAUACAAUCGGCCUGGGCCAAUCAAAAAUGGGUUUCUGCUCGGAUCGCGAGGAUGUCAACUCGCUUUGCCUGACGGUUGUCGCCCGUCUCCUGGAACGUCAUCAUAUCAAGCACACGGAAAUCGGUCGCCUAGAGGUGGGCACCGAAACGAUAGUCGAUAAAUCGAAAUCGGUGAAAUCGGUGCUAAUGCAAUUGUUUGCGGCGAGUGGCAACACUGACAUCGAGGGCAUCGAUACCACAAAUGCCUGCUAUGGCGGCACCGCGGCGCUCUUCAAUGCAGUCAAUUGGAUCGAGUCGUCCAGCUGGGAUGGACGCUACGCGCUCGCCGUGUGCGCCGAUAUUGCCGUCUAUGCCAAGGGUGCGGCACGUCCGACCGGCGGUGCCGGCGCCAUUGCCAUGCUGGUGGGACCGCACGCGCCGCUGCAGCUCGAACGUGGACUGCGCGCGACUCACAUGGAGCACGCCUAUGACUUCUAUAAGCCCGAUCUGAGCUCCGAGUAUCCGACGGUCGAUGGCAAGCUGUCCAUACAGUGCUACCUCUCGGCGCUGGAUACCUGCUAUCGCCUCUAUCGCCAGAAGUUCGAGAAGCAGCAGCCGCAACAGUCGCAGCUGGGCCUGCAGAACUUUGAUGCCAUUAUCUUCCAUACGCCGUUCUGCAAACUUGUCCAGAAAUCCGUGGGACGUCUGAGCUUCAAUGAUUUUCUGCUGUGCAGCGAACAGGAGCGCGCCGAGAAAUUUGCCGGCUUGGAGCGCUUCAAUGCAGCCACACUGGAGGGCAGCUAUUUUGAUCGGGAUGUGGAGAAGGCCUUCCUCACGCAAUCCGCCGAGCUGUUCGCCAACAAGACCAAGAAAUCGCUGCUGCUGGCCAAUCAGGUGGGCAACAUGUACACGCCCAGCGUCUAUUCGGGUCUCGUCUCGCUGCUAAUCAGCGAACCGGCCAGCCAGCUGGUGGGCAAACGCAUCGCUGUCUUCUCCUAUGGCUCCGGCCUGGCCGCCUCCAUGUAUUCCAUCAAAGUAACACAGGAUGCGUCCGUUUUUGAGAAGUUUGUGUCCAAACUGGACUAUGUGCUGCCCCUGUUGAAUGCACGUGAAAAAGUGGCGCCCGAACAGUUCUCGGAGCUGAUGGAGGUGCGCGAAAAGAACAAUCAUGCGGCGCCCUAUACGCCCACAGGCAGCAUCAGUGCCCUCUUCCCGGGCACCUACUAUCUAAAGGAUGUGGAUGCACUGCACAGGCGCAGUUACGAGCGCACGCCCAGCAACAUCAGCAACGGAGUGCAUUAGCCAAGAGCUAAUCCGGCAUUA